Molecule: messenger RNA, 1946 nt
Organism: Doryrhamphus excisus (bluestripe pipefish)
Lineage: Eukaryota; Metazoa; Chordata; Actinopteri; Syngnathiformes; Syngnathidae
Source: RefSeq, a predicted model, not a curated record
CCUGCUGGAGGCCUCAGUCACUGCACAUGUGCUACUUCUCAAUCCCAGUCCAUUUUAGUCAGUGCUUGUCAAGACCGUGGAAUGUGCGACGCACAUUGUGCAGCCCUCUCUAUCUGACUGAGGGUCCAGGCUGUCCCCACUCUUCCAAAGAAGCCAUUCCUCUGCCGUUGGCGCUCCCUCGCAUAUUCCAUUGACUGUCUCUCAAUCGGUGACCCUUCUGCAGGAUGUCGUCUACCCCGGAGCUCCUUUUUACCACCCUGCCCCCCUUUCACUCAGUCAGCCCGGGAUUCCCGUCAAUGGAGCCCAACACCACCACUUGCCAAGAGUGGGAGCAGACCCACCAUCUUCUUUUCCACGUGGGGAACUUGUCCCUGCUGCUCGGCCUGCUCAUCCCUACCACACUUGGUCUGCACAUGAUCCUGCUGCGCCUUCUUCUGGUGACAGGAUGUGGCCUAUUCAUCGCGUGGGCAACACUGUACAGAUGUAACAUGGAUGUGAUGGUUUGGAACGUGGUUUUCCUGGUGGUCAACUUCAUGCACUUGAUGUUCCUCUUGUAUAAACGCAGGCCGAUUAAGAUUGACAGGGAGCUGAGGUCUGUGUACAAGCGGAUGUUUGAGCCCCUACAUGUGAACGAGGCUCUGUUCCAGAGGCUCACAGGACAGUUCUGCACCAUCCAGACGCUCAAGAAAGGGCAAGCCUAUGCUGCAGAGGACAAGACCUCCGUGGAUGAACGACUCAGCAUUCUUCUCAAAGGAAAGAUGAAAGUGUCCUACCGAGGUCAUUUCCUUCACAACAUCUACACCAAUGCAUUCGUCGACUCCCCAGAAUUUAGGUCCACUGUGAUGCACAGAGGAGAGAAGUUCCAGGUAACCAUUAUGGCAGAGGAGAACUGUAAGAUCCUGUGUUGGUCUCGAGAGAGACUCACCUACUUUCUGGAGUCCAACACGUUUCUUAAUGAAGUGUUCAGGUACCUCAUUGGAAAAGACAUCACCAACAAGCUCUAUUCCCUCAAUGACCCCACACUCAGUGACAAGGCAGUGAAGAAGAUGGACCGCCAGCCCAGCCUCUGCUCUCAGCUAUCAAUGAUGCAAAUGAGGAACAGCAUGGCCAGCACUAGUGAUAGUGAUGACGUCCUUAAUCAGAUUCUGAGAGGAGGAUCUGCUGGCUCUUCUCUUCAAAAAUCACCCGGUGCUAGGACUUCCUCAAAGAUGAAGCCAAUUGAAGAAGGCAUGGAGGAUGAUGUUUUUGUUGAAUCUCCCCUCUCCAAGCCAUGCCGCCUGUCCAGCACCUCCACCGAGGAGGUAUAACCUAGGGAAGUACACUAGCCGAAACAAAAAAACUAGUAUCCAAGGUGAUACUGUAUGUUAUUAAAGUCAACAAAUAAGAAUAAAUGAAAUAGUUGAGGUCAUAUACAGUACUUUGUGACAUAUGUACUUGUAGCAUGUGGAGAUGUAUUUGUUUAUGUUGUCCUGUCACAUUUGUUUAUUUUUGUCAUAUGCUAAGUGCCUCUGUUGCUAGUAUUGAAAUGAUAAAAUAUGUUGGGUGAGGAAAUAUAAAGUGCUGGGUAAUAUACGUAUGUUCACAAUAAAUUCAGCCAUUACUAUUCCUAUUAUUAAAACAUUUUGUCACAAUUACUUCUGAUGGUAUUUUCAAAUAUUUAUUGAAAAUCUCAACUUAAACAUUAAUGUAACAAAAUCAAAUGCAAAACCAAAGAUACAUUAAAAACAGACUUUAAAACUUUUUUCUAACAAGUAUAUUAAAAACUCAAAGGAUGCAGUGGCCACUUUGAUAUUUUACAUUUUGUUAACCGACCCAUUAUGCUAAGAAGUCAUAUAUAUUUCAGGAAAAAUCAGCACCUCAGAUUUGUGUUAUAAAUUAAAACGCACAUUAUUAUGAAUUUUGGGCCCCAUUCAUUACACUUUUUUGCUCCUGUUUUUUUAGUUUUU